UUUAUGGAACCUUCUUCAGUCGGCUUCUUGUACGGGGAUGAUACCUCACGAUACAUCUAUAGAGGCUCCUGUGUCGCCACAAGUCUGUAGAGAGUUCUAUGUCACGACACGUCUGUAGAGGGCACUGUGUCUCGACACGUCUCUAGGGGUCGCUGUCCCUCUACAUACAGGAAACGGCCACCGCCCCCGAGCCUGAAGGAAAUUACCUCACAUCAGGUCGUGACUGAGGACGGAUUCCCGCCAGAACUGAGCCCACCUCAGAGGAGCGGGUGCGGCUGAGCAGAUAGUGUCGGCUGGGGGUGACAGGAACAGUUGUCACUGACUAAAGAAGCUGAAGCCGGAUCUUCUCAAGCUCAGAGAAAUGGAAGUUAUGAAGCUUUGUCCAGCUGUGGACGGUGUGUGCAGAUUCCUCUAUGAGCAGCUGGUCAUCCUUUUCCACGACCAUGAAUGUGGCCAAUGUCAGAGAACAUACAACAUACUUCAGUACAGUGCUUUACCCUUGUGUCAGAGCGUGGAUGCCGUACUUAGCCACAUGAAGUAUUGCAGAGCUGGGAUGUCCUGUCAAAUUCCCAGUUGUUCUUCCGUAAGAGUCAUCGUGUCACAUUGGAAGGUGUGCAGAAACAAAGAGUGCCCUGUUGCUUUGAAUCUAAGUAAAGAUCGCAAAGGAAACAUCCAGUUGCUUUUACAAGCAGAGGUGAAAUCGUUUUCGGCUAUGGAAACCACUUGCCAACACAUCAAUAAGCAGCUGAUCCUGCUGUUCCUCAAACACGAUUGUGAGGCGUGCGUAGAAAUACAUUACCAGCAUUACAGCGAUCUGCCCCUGUGCCACAGCGUGGACGCCAUGCUCAGUCACAUGAAGUUCUGCAGAGCUGGGAUGUCCUGCAAAGUUCCCGGAUGCCCCGCCGCUCGAGUAAUUAUUUCACAUUGGAAAGUUUGCAAGGACCAGUAUUGUCCUGUGAUCUGGAACCUGAGUAAAGAUCGCAAGCCGAAUAUUCAGAAGCAGAUAUGUCAGAAAGCCAUGUUGCCGUCUGUCUGGUAUUUUGGUAGGGACUCUGCUAAAAACUUCCGCCAGACCCUGUUUGUGAUGUUUCACGCCUGGAGCUGCAUCUAUCGUCAGAAGUCUGGUGGAUUUGGUUGCGGCCUUCCUCAGUGCCAAACAAUGAAGGCCUUGCUCAGACACACCGAGACCUGUGUAGAAGGACCUCUCUGCAAGGAUUCCAGGUGCAUCGCGAUCAGAUUCCUCUUCAUACAUUACAUGAUCUGUAUACGGAGAGACUGCAAGAUAUGUUGGCCCGUGAGGAGUGUGAUAAAGCAGCUAUGUGGGACUGAUGACCCCUCCACCAGCCGUCCAGUUAACCAGAUGUACGAGGGGAUACCUGUUACCACCACUACAGUAUCCAAUGACACCACAGACCUGUGGUUUUCUGCUCUGCUCUACAAAUGCUUGCUUACAAAGGAACCUCUGAUUGGUCCACCUUUGUUCCAGAGAGAGAACCAGCAAAAAAACAUACGUACUAGGAGAUGGGAGAAGAGAUCCAGAGUCCUUUACAAGUGGAUGAGGAAGCCUCCUUGUAGAUGGAGACACUAUAGAUCCAUUCAGCUUCGCAUGAGAGGGAAUGGCCGUCUGUCAUCACUUUCCCUUUAAAAGAAAUUGAACAACCAGUGUGAUAUCUUUGAUCAGGUCCUGAUGGGGCAGCUGCAUGACCUUCCCCUCUUCCUAGACAUGUGGCAUAAGAGCACAACAACACAACCCCAUUAUUCCUGCAGAAAAGGUACCGACCCCCUGUUAUUCUUACAGAAAAGUUAUAAGAGCUGUUGGGAUUAUACUUUUUUUUUUUUUUUUUACUCCUUGAAAAGAGUUUUUCCUUAUCUGUAAUCUGCAGCCAUUUUAUGCUGCCCUCUACAGUUUCAAUUUUGUUACUUGAUAUAAGAGUUUGAUGUGUAAUGUUUUGCUGUUGUUUACUUUACAUUUUCAUUGCAAAUUC
Messenger RNA from Hyla sarda, 1985 nucleotides. RefSeq lists its product as uncharacterized. The coding region runs from base 362 to 1645 and encodes 427 amino acids. Gene Ontology annotation, cellular component: histone acetyltransferase complex; transcription regulator complex. NCBI's taxonomy places the organism in Eukaryota, Metazoa, Chordata, Amphibia, Anura, Hylidae. Gene Ontology annotation, molecular function: chromatin DNA binding; histone acetyltransferase activity; transcription coactivator activity. The record is from RefSeq and is a predicted model, not a curated record. The transcript has 12 exons. Gene Ontology annotation, biological process: positive regulation of transcription by RNA polymerase II.